CUUAAAGAGUGGUGAAUUUUACCUGAUGUAUAUGGAAGCAACAAAAACUGUGUUAGCACUAGUCCUCUUCAUAUGUCAGCUCGUAUUAGAAUUAAGUGUUUUUCAUUGUUUUUGCUUGUGCCCGGUUCAAUUAGCAUUGGGCCGGGUUUUGUAUUUACUGAAUCCUUUUUGUGCAGAUUAUUAACAAAUGACAAGUUCGCAUCCAUUUUAAUAAUAUUACAAGACCUGUAUAUGGAAGGGGCGUUGAUGUAUUCUCCAAUGUUCAAUAUGAUCUUUGCUUGGCAAGAUGUUGUAUAUGCGAUGAAACAUGAAGAGUUGUUACUCCUAUGCGCGACGAUCACUGCCAAGUCAGAUAUACAUGAUAAAUUAUUUCCAUUACAUAUGCCUAUUUAGUUGUGGUAUUUGAUGAUUUCUUUUGCCUAUAGUGUUAGAAGACUGUGUGGGAUAUAGUUGUCAUAACAUGGAGCACGAGAAGAGUCCGUUGUGCUGCAUUUACAGUUUUAUAGUGUUUCAGUGGCUUUUUCUUUGGUUAGUGGUACACCUUUGUGGGACACAAUGAAGUUUGAACUAUAAGCAUAAUAUCAACCAGAAAUCAACAGAACUCGGCAAUAGUUUCCUGUUUGAUCACUCAUUCUGUCUUGCUGAUGCAAAAGCGGAUCUGUUAAUGUAAUUGUCACUCCCCUUUAAUGGCAGUUAAUUUCGCAAAAGUUGUUUGACUGGUCCUGAUUAUUUGUUGGCAACUUAGUCAAAAGACCCUUUGAAUAUGUAUGUAUACCCGCAUCUUGAGGUUCGUGCUUCACAGAGUGGUUUAGUCUCUUAGAGAGUUGGACAGUUAUGGAGCAAUCUAGAAAGCUUCCAUAUACCCUAUCUUCAUGAUCAACAUGGUAGCUCUGUCUUCCUAGACAGUUGUAUGGAACUGCACCAACUGCUUGCUGUAACAGAAGGAAUUUGCUAGAAUCCUGAGACCAUGGAACAGUUGCAUAAUCACAAUCCUGUAAACAUUUUGAUGUCUUAGUAGAACAUUCUAUGGAUAUCUAAUGCUCCAGACAAUCUCGAGUGACUGCUAUUAUUUUGUUACUUAUCCCUUCAUAUCGCAGUGAUGCUAAAAUUUGUCCUUAUGCCGUGGAUGUAAAUUCAUUGAGCUUUGAAUCUGGAAAUUUGUACCUUUGGUGAUACACAACGGUUGCUUUGUUUCUCUGCCUUUGCAAUUUUAAUCUUAUUAUGUACUUGUUAUGGACUUAUGAUUUUGCUUUUCAACAUAAUCUUGUGGUAUGUGGGACUACUAUCUCACAUUUAUUUCAGUGCAGCAGGGUGGCAGUUAAAUUUGAGCAGCUGGCGCGAUAAGGAUAUGAUUUUCAUAUGUUGCGGAAUCUUCUUUGGGCAACCUCAAAACAUGAUGUGUACCUUAUGCAAAAUUACUCAGUGAUGCAUUGGUCCUCACUUCGAAGGAGCGGCAAAGAAGUGCUAAAUGUUGCCAAACCUAUUGUACCCACACUUAAAUACCCUGGAUCUAUGGCUCAGACCCUCUCCAGGGUCCAAAUCAGCACCAUGGCUGUUAAAGAUAAUCUACUAGUGGCUGGUGGUUUUCAGGGGGAGCUGAUAUGCAAGUAUUUAAACCAAUCUGGGGUUGCCUUCAGCACAAAAAUUACCACAGAUGAAAAUGCUAUAACUAAUGCAGUAGACAUAUGCCACAGCCCCACUGGCUCAGUGAGGAUCAUCACUGCAAAUAACGAUGCCCAGGUCAGGGUUUUUGACGCUGGAAACUUCAUGUGCCUCAAUCGUUUCUGCUUCCCCUGGUCUGUUAAUAACACCUCAGUCAGUCCCGAUGGUAAAUUACUCGCGGUCUUGGGGGACAGUUCGGAGUGCUUAGUCGCAGAUGCUCAGUCUGGCAAGGUCCUUGGGAACCUCAAGGGGCACUUGGAUUAUUCAUUUUCUUCAGCUUGGCACCCAGACGGUAGGAUUCUGGCAACGGGAAACCAAGACACUACUUGCAGAUUGUGGGACAUUCGAAACCUGUCCCAGUCUGUAUCUGUACUCAAAGGAAGAAUGGGUGCAAUCAGAGCCAUACGGUUCACGUCAGACGGCCGGUUCAUGGCUAUGGCUGAGCCGGCAGACUUUGUUCACAUCUUUGAUACAAAAUGUGAUUACGUCAAGGGACAGGAGAUUGAUCUUUUUGGUGAGAUUGCCGGAAUUUCAUUCAGUCCAGACUCUGAAGCUCUUUUCAUCGGGGUUGCAGAUAGGACAUACGGCAGCUUGCUAGAGUUCAACAGGAGGCAUUACAACUGUUAUCUUGACUCCUUACUUUAGGGAGGGUGCAAAUGUUGUGCAGAUGAAUAUAGCAAUUAGUCAAAAUUGUUGGAUUUAUCAUGCCUUUGUCCAAUGGGUUGCCGCUUGGGCUGUCUUUUAUAUCGAUAUUGGCGGUGAACUGGAGCUGUUUCUGUUUGGGAAAUUUGUUUUUGAAAGAGGAAGGGGCAAGGUUUUUUUCUGGUUAUGGGAAGGUCUGCGGUUGCUUUUCCACAUCUGUACAUGGAUGGACGUAAAUAGUAAUGGUUGUUUUGUAAAGCCACUGUCUCGAACAUUCUUUGGAGGUGCUCGUUUAUUCAAGUUUUAUUAUACCCUUUGCCUA
Molecule: messenger RNA, 2626 nt
Organism: Rhododendron vialii
Lineage: Eukaryota; Viridiplantae; Streptophyta; Magnoliopsida; Ericales; Ericaceae
Exons: 8
Coding region: 1360-2307 (315 amino acids)
Molecular function (GO): protein binding
Source: RefSeq, a predicted model, not a curated record